This is a messenger RNA of Doryrhamphus excisus (bluestripe pipefish), 1481 nucleotides long. NCBI's taxonomy places the organism in Eukaryota, Metazoa, Chordata, Actinopteri, Syngnathiformes, Syngnathidae. The record is from RefSeq and is a predicted model, not a curated record.
UGCAUGUUGUCAACAAACGUCCUUGUGUGACUGCCUUUCCCGUCGACGUCGUCUUUGUUGACAUAGUCCAUAAAGGAGAAAACGGCAUUUGUUACAUUAUAGACAGGUUUCGAACCUGUCUAAUUGCCAACAUUUAUCACUUCUUCGUUAUCUUGCAUCGACACAAGGAUUUACACAGACAUAUCGAUACGAUAAGAUAGCAAUAUGGGCCGAAUCUUCUUGGAUCACAUUGGUGGCACUCGCCUCUUCUCCUGUGCCAACUGUGACACUAUUCUGACCAACAGAGCAGAGCUGAUCUCCACACGCUUCACUGGAGCUACUGGCCGGGCUUUCCUCUUCAACAAGGUUGUCAAUCUACAGCACAGCGAGGUUCAAGACCGGGUCAUGCUGACCGGAAGACACAUGGUACGGGAUGUCAGCUGCAAGAACUGCAACAGCAAGCUGGGUUGGAUGUACGAGUUUGCCACAGAGGAAAGCCAGCGCUACAAGGAGGGCCGGGUCAUCCUGGAGAGGGCCCUGGUGAGGGAGAGCGAGGGUUUCGUGCACGUUCCCACGGAUAACUCUUGAAAAGUCACACGGGUUAGCGUUACAGUUGCUAAAGUCUGUGCAUACUACAGCUUCGCCUCAAACAGCAGUGCACUGACUUGCAUAUAUAGGAAGAGUCCCAACGAUGCCAAAAUAAUAUAUCACAGUUUUGGGGAGCAGGGGGGGGUUUAACAAGAAGAGUAAUUUACAACAUUGCUUCAAUUUCUCUUUAAACUGGCUUGAAUUUCAUUGUGUUCAACAGGCUUUGAUGUUCAAGGUGUGAUAUAAUCGGGGGGGCUGGGUGGAUUCAAGAAACAGUGAUAUGUCCUGGUGCACUCGUGCAUACAUGCUUGGGGCAGUUUGGACUGUUCAGUCUGAUGAAGUGAGGUGAAGGUCAUUUUGCACAACAUUCCUUCAGCGUGAAGUGAGGGUUGAAACUAUUUAUUUUUCCUACAUAAAUGUCAUACAGUAAACUAUUGUUCAUGGGUUUUUUUAUAUCUUCAUUUCCACUUUGAUAAGAUGACGAUCCAGAGUAUUUUUUUUUUGCAAAGGUUUCUCACCCAAUACAUUUUAGCUCUUGAUUUGAGUUUGACAGUUGCUCAAUGUAAUGGUAGUAUUUGAAUAAAUGCAUACUCAAGUGCAGAUUGUGCAUGUUAUACCUCAUUUAAUGAAAAAUAAUUACUGUAUUACUGUUGUCAAUAAAAGAAUGAAAUGCAUUUGUAGUCUUUAAUUUCUAAAGCAUUCUACAAAUACAAUAACAUAAAUAGCUCAAAAGAGUUUAAUUUGAGAGAUGAGAUCUAGCAACUUCCAUGGUUUUCGUGAUUUUGCCAAAAUCAUUUAUAUUCUUACAUGAAUAACUAUUACAUUGUAUUUCCAAAAAAUAUUUACUCUUAUGAGCUAUUUUUGUUUGUAGUCGGUCUAUUUGUUCAAACAACUGUACCUUUAAUUGUACAAGG